This is a messenger RNA of Ceratina calcarata, 3521 nucleotides long. RefSeq names its product T-box transcription factor TBX20. NCBI's taxonomy places the organism in Eukaryota, Metazoa, Arthropoda, Insecta, Hymenoptera, Apidae. Gene Ontology annotation, biological process: regulation of transcription by RNA polymerase II; positive regulation of DNA-templated transcription; cell fate specification. The record is from RefSeq and is a predicted model, not a curated record. Gene Ontology annotation, cellular component: nucleus; chromatin. The transcript has 6 exons. Bases 598 to 2484 code for a protein of 628 amino acids. Gene Ontology annotation, molecular function: RNA polymerase II cis-regulatory region sequence-specific DNA binding; DNA-binding transcription factor activity, RNA polymerase II-specific.
CGCGGGUCAGUCUGUCGGGCAACCGGUCGCUCUCUCGUUUCUCGUUCUGUCCGUGUUCUCCGCUCGACGCGAGCGCUCUACACACGCUUCCGAAACGAUCCGCGCGCUUACGAUUAGAACCGCGACGCGUGUACACGUAAACGGGUGAUCGGCGACAGUGGCGACAGUACGCUACGCGGAAAGUGCGAGGAUCACGCGCUUGCAACAACUGCACGCAUCGUUCGCGCGCCGAUUUUCAACGCGGAUAUCGCGCCGUGUUCCGAGGCGAUGCGCGCGCCUCGUCGCGCACCGAGACUCCGGAUGUAACGCGAGACAGGGACGAGAUCGUACGGAAGCUCGUCCUUCCUCGCCGAGUCUCGAUUUUUACUCCCAAGGAGGUGGUUCCGUCCGCGAAUUGUGCUCGCUCGAACGGUCGGUACCAUUCGCGCCGGUAUAAUGUGGAGAACGGUUCCUGUUCGGAGGAUUCAAGGACGGUUGACGACUGAUUAUAUUCAGACGAAGGACAGAUAUCCGUCGUCGGGGCGAUAAUAGUCGCGUGCUCGGUGAACGCGAGCGGUGGGUGCCGGCAAACGGAGGAGCAGACCGCGGGUCCUGGUGAUGUUGCUGGAGCUGAGAGGAACUCUAGCCGGCAGGAAGAGAAACGGAUCGACGCUGUCUUCGUUCGGCGUUGGAGGUGGCGGUGGCGGAGGCGGCGGUGGUGCUGGCUGCGGCGGCUUGUCGCCGGCCAGCGAGGAGGACGACGAGGAGUCCCGACACCUGUUUCUUGGGAGGAAAAUGCAGACCGAGGGCGCCGCCGCCUCCGCCGAAUUGUCGCCGGGAUGCACCCGCGACGACGGCGACGAGAGCUCCAGCCCGUCGCCGAACAGCAGUCUAUUGAAUAAUCUUAACAACAAUUGCAACUCGAACCGGCAAUGCGCCACGGACUUCAGCAUCGCGGCCAUCAUGGCUCGGGACUCUAGGCAGCAACAGCAGCAACAACAACAGCAGCAGGCUGCACAGCAGCCGGCGCAGAGCUCGCCGUCGCAAUCGCAACCGCAGCAGACGCAAGUUCAGCAGCCGCAUCAUUAUCGACAGCAACAGGCCGUCGGUGGCGGCAAGUUGCAUCAACAUGAGAGGGAACCGAGCGUCUCUGGCGUGGUUCGCGGCGCCCCUUCGAUCCAGGAGGCUAUCGUCGCGGAGGACGACCCGGAGACGGACGACGCCGGAAGCACCAGUGGCAAAGCGGCCUCACCUGUGAACCCUCUCCUCCAGGAACGGUCCAACUGCGAGGAGCUAAGGCACGUAGUAUGCCACCUCGAAACGAAAGACUUGUGGGACAAGUUCAACGAAUUGGGCACCGAGAUGAUCAUCACCAAAACUGGAAGGCGAAUGUUCCCAACGUGCAGGGUGUCGUUCAACGGAUUAAAGGCGGACAGUCGUUACGCAGUCCUGAUGGACAUUGUGCCGGUCGACAACAAGAGGUAUCGAUACGCGUAUCACAGGAGCUCAUGGCUGGUAGCCGGAAAGGCCGAUCCUCCGGCGCCCGCUCGUCUUUACGUGCACCCGGAUUCGCCUUUUACGGGUGAGCAGCUUCGAAAGCAGGUCGUCUCGUUCGAGAAAGUCAAGCUCACCAACAACGAUAUGGACAGGCACGGCCACCUGGUGUUAAACUCGAUGCACAAAUAUCAACCGAGGAUCCACCUGGUGAAACGUCCGGACUCGGGGACGGCGAAGCCGAUCACGGACCUGGAGAAGGAGCCGCACAAGACGUUCAUAUUCCCGGAGGCGAUAUUCACCGCUGUCACCGCCUAUCAGAAUCAACUCAUCACGAAGCUGAAGAUCGACAGCAAUCCGUUCGCGAAAGGUUUCCGGGACUCGUCUCGCCUGACGGACUUCGAGAGCUUCCCUUUCAGGGAAACGAUGGAGUCGAUGCUGGCGGAGCAGCAGUCGCUGAGGUUUCCGCAUCGGCUCCCGUUCGAGAUGGAUCAGCUGCAGGCCGGCGCGGUGAGCAACCUCAGCCUGGAGGAGAAGGCGUUAUGGGCCGCGCGGUCGCAGAUGCUGCUCCGGGCUGCAGCCGCGGUCGCGGUCAGUCCAUACGCCCAGCUGGUGGGACCCGCGGCGCUCGUGUAUCCUGGGGCUUCAUCGGCGGGGACCAGCCACCAACACCAGCAACAACAGCAGCAGCAACAGCAACAACUCGGUCAUUUAUGGUGGGCCUCGUCGUUGGGCCCGACACUGUUCGCGGCCGCGCACCAUCAGCAACAGCAGCAGCAACAGCAACUAGCCAGUUCGAGUUCGCAAAAUCCGGGCACGGGCCCAGCAGCUCCUCGACCUCUCUAUCCCUCGGCGUUGGCUCUGGCCCAUCACCGAUUCUCCCCGUAUCACACGGCCGCCGCGCCUAAGUCCUCCACCCCCGUCGGGCCCUCGCUCUCGCCCUCGCGAAGGGCGACACCCUCCCCGACGGACAGCCUCGGUAGGGACGCCCAAGACUUGUCGCCGUCGUAGUCGACGACCUCGGGACCACUCGGCUUCGACCCACUCGAGACCAACGCUUCGCUCAUCGUUGCUCCUGGUUUAUUCGGCAUCGAGGUACGAAUGUAGGUAAUUCGGAUCAAGCCCUCGGUCGUAUUCCUGUCACUAUUGUCACGGUCGAUGGAUGGUAUAAAGUUGAGAGAAAAGGCGAAGCAUCGUAUGUGCGGUAUGGUCGUUGUUAUACAUUAAAAUGAAUCGUAUUUUAAAGGGGACGAUACACGGUUUACAAUAUUACAUUGACAAUAUAAUUAACUAUCAUUUUCAGGAACAUAAUUUAUAAAUAUGAUUUUAUAAUUUGUUUACAUAUAUUUCGAAAGUAAUACCUUUUACUUACCUUUGAAAUUACAUAAAAUAUUUAAAAUUUCUAUUUUAACAUUUUUUAAUUGAAAGCAGAGUUCACUAAGAGAAUAUCCUAUUUUGUUUAUUAUAUAAAUUUAUAUAAAUUUGCAGAACUAUGAAACUAAUAUUCUAAAUUUUAAUAGUAUAAAUAGGACGCUGAUAUGAUUGUGAAUAAUAAUAACGUAUAUUGCUGACCGUGCACUGGCCCUUUGAAGCGAUCAAUCGCAUCGGGCGAUCUUUGUUGUACAUAGCUAUAUAUACAUAUACAUACAUAUAUAUACACGUACAAAUUCACGAGCCCUAGGUAAUAUCGACUUCGUUCGUGUAACAUAAGUUGUAUAUUUCGUAUCACGACUUAUCGUUAUCUUUAUUUAUGUUUCGAAUUCCGUACUUAACAUGGAAAUACGCAGAGCUGUACGACGGAAACAGUUCGCCGGUGAAGAAGAGAAAGGGAACAUGAAAGAUCGAGACACACACACACACACACACACUCUGCGUAGAUUUUCCAGGUGUAGCUUAAGCGACGAUUCAUUGUCGCCGGUAUCGGCGAUUAGCGUUUAGCAUAUAGCGUUAUAUCGUUGAUGCUUGUGUUGUGAAGAUGCAUUAAAUAUUCGCUGUGCAAGCUCUGAUCCCUUGUAAAUAAACCCUAAUAAACUCUUGUACCGAGCCUA